AUGGAUGUUAUAAUUUUGCUUUUUAUAGCUGCUAUCAUUAUAACAGCAGUGUUUUUUUUAACUAUUUUUCGUAACAAGAGUUUAAAUAAAAAUGUUAGCAAUGAAAAUACUACUUCAAGUGAAAAUGCAGGACAGCCAAAUACCAGAAGAAGAGCAUUGGCUGCUGCACGUCAUGCCAGAACCAGACAAAGAAUCGAGGAAGAUGUAGAAGAUGAAGAUGAUAAUGAUACUGAAACUCCAGCAAUGAAUGUGCCUGAUGCAAAAAUUGGAACUAAAAAACUGGCCAAGUUGCAAGCUAAAGCUGAAAAAAAAGCUCAAAGAGAGGCUGAAGAAAAAAUUCGACAAGAAAAAAAGAAAGCACAAGAACUUGCAGAUGAAGAAAGAAAAAAGAAAGAAUUGGCACAACAAGAAGAAGAAAGAAAAAAAGAAGAAGCAGAAAAAAGACUUAGGGAAGAAAAAGAAAGAAAAGAACAUGAGGAAUAUUUGAAAUUAAAAGAAGCUUUUUCAGUACAAGAAGAAGGUUUCGAAGAAACAGAAGAUAAUGAAAAUCUUCUACAAGAUUUUGUUAAUUACAUAAAACAAAACAAAAUAGUUAUCCUUGAAGAUAUUGCUGCUCAAUUUAAAUUAAAAACUCAGGAUGCAAUAAACAGAAUUAACGAUUUGCAAAGUGAAGGUCAACUAACAGGAGUUAUUGAUGACAGAGGAAAAUUUAUUUAUAUAUCGCAGGAAGAAUUAGAUGCAGUAGCUAAGUUUGUUAAACAAAGAGGAAGAGUUUCUAUUUCAGAGCUUGUUGAAAACAGUAAUAGACUUAUAAAUUUAUCACCAGUAGGAUGUUCCUGA
Molecule: messenger RNA, 840 nt
Organism: Pediculus humanus corporis (human body louse)
Lineage: Eukaryota; Metazoa; Arthropoda; Insecta; Psocodea; Pediculidae
Exons: 4
Coding region: 1-840 (279 amino acids)
Source: RefSeq, a predicted model, not a curated record